AUUUGAGCAGUGAACAUCUUACAAAGAAAUAUCGUGAAAAUGUUUAAAUCGAGAGAAUCGCUUCAACUUCUUUUCCUACUCGUAUCGGUUCUCGAAUGUGUAAAAUCACAGUUUUGUGAAUCAAGCGUUUCACAGCCGAAAGUCAGAACGACCGAAAUCAGUGAUGGAAAGUACGUCUCAGUGGAGUACGGCUAUUACGAGUGUACCUACUGUUACAAUUCAAAGAAAUACAAAACAGCAUCGAAAUCGGUCUACGUAACGUUCCCCAAAAACCAGUGUUCGCUGGACUACUCCGUGAGCAAGAAGCAGGUCUGCUGCGACGGUUACUACGGCAACGGGACGGACUGCGUUCCGGUGUGCCGGGGAGGGUGCGAGAAUGGGCGGUGUACGGGCCCGGAGACCUGCACCUGUAACGCGGGGUAUUCGAUGGUGAGGGGGCGGUGCGUGCCGAGUUGCGUUAACGGAUGUGCGAACGGGAGCUGCGUGGCGCCGAACCAGUGCGUUUGCGGAGUUGGGUUUGUGAAGAGUACGGCGGGGGCGUGCGUUCCGAAGUGCGCGGAUGACUGCGUGAAUGGGGUUUGUAACGAGCGGAACGAGUGCGAGUGUCGGGAAGGGUUCUACUUUAACGAGAAGCUGCUGGAGUUUGGAGUGCGGAAUAAUACGGUGUGCACGGCGAGGUGUGAUUUUGAGUGCCGGAAGGGGUUCUGCGCUGGGAGGAAUCGGUGCCAGUGCUUGGAGGGGUACGAGCUGUCCAAGUCCGAUCGGUUUGAGUGCGUUCCCGUGUGUGAUGCGGAGCUGGUGGAUUGCUUCAAUGGGGAGUGCGUGGCGCCAAAUCAUUGCCGGUGUAGUGUGGGAUUCCGGAUGGAGGGGAGUCGUUGCGUUCCGGUGUGCAAUCCAAGCUGUGUCAACGCGGACUGCACCGAUAUCGAUCAGUGCACUUGCCGGCAAGGUUAUCGCCAAACGUCUGAAUCUAACGUUUGCGAGCCGACGUGCGAUCCUCCGUGCGACCAUGGUGACUGCGUGGGAGUCAACGAAUGCUCGUGUCACAACGGGUACCGAGCGGUGAACGGCUCUUCGUGUGAACCACUGUGUGAUUCACGCUUCGUUGAUUCCGGGAACGGAAUUUGUAUUGCGCCGAACGUUGUGCGUUGCAACAAAGGGUUCGAGCUGAUGGAAGGGCUGAACUUCAAGCUGCAUUGUGUCUCCAAGUGCAAACCGGAGUGCGUCAAUGGGGACUGUACAGCUGAAGGCGGCUGCGAUUGUCUUCCCGGGCAUCAACUGAAGGCGGGAAGCGUUCACGAGUGCGAACCCGUUUGCGAUCCGGCUUGCGAGUUCGGAACCUGUGUCCGUCCGAACGAGUGUGAGUGCGCUGAAGGCUACCGGAAGACGAUUGAUGACCGGUGUGAGUUCUUCUGCGAUCCGGCGAAGGUCGACUGCACCGUCGGUAACUGCUCCUCCGUUGACGUUUGUGACUGUCCCAAAGGGUACGAGUUCGUUGAGGAUACCGACGGGAUCCUACGCUGCUUACCAAUAUGCAAUCCGAACUGUAUCAACGGAAGAUGCACCGACGUAAACGUCUGCGAGUGCUUCCCAGAAUAUCAACGGAUCAACGAAUCGCUUUGCAAGCCAGUUUGUGACGAACCGUGCGUCAACGGGUUCUGUUCGGGCACGAACACAUGCAGUUGCAGCGAUGGAUUCACCGCGUUCAACGCGACCAGCUGCGUCCCCUUCUGCGAUCCGAACGUGGUGAACUGCUCGCACGGAGAGUGCGUCAAGUUCAACGUGUGCGACUGCUUCGACGGAUACCGACUGUUCCCGGACGUCAAUGGGACGCUAAGCUGUGCAGCGUUCUGCGCAGAUCUUCCCCAGAACGCCGUCUGCAUCGUUCCUGGAGAGUAUCGCUGCUUGACGGGUUACAUGCCCGGUCCGGAUGGUAGCUGUGGACCGGUUUGUGAGCAGGACUGCGGCAACGGAAGCUGUUCUGCGCCGAAUCAGUGUGAGUGCUUGGCGGGGUACUCACAGGACUCGACUGGAAGCUGCACCGUAUCAAUCUGCGAGGACAAGUGCUCCGAAGAAGCUGGAGUUUGUGAAGAUCUGCUCUGCAAGUGCAACGCCGGGUAUUCAAACCAGGAGAGCGAGUUCUUCUGCAGUCCGAUUUGCGAGAGCUGCCUCAACGGAAGGUGUAUCGCUCCUGGGGAGUGUGAGUGCUUGGAGGGUUACGAGAAGCUCAACGGAACUCAGGAAUGUCGUCCGUAUUGUAGUAAUUGCAGCUUGGUCGAGUGCUGCAUCGCUCCGGAAGUUUGUAACUGCAAACAAGCUGAGAAGAUAGUUGGAGAGGAUAGCUUCCCAUGGCUGUUCGUCGUCGUAUGAGCAGUAGUUCUUGCCGUAAUAAUUGUUGGUGCGGUUUUACUCAACCGAUACCUCCAAAACAAGCGGCACUCCAACUCGUACGAGUGCAAAUAUGAUCAGUCCCGUGACAAAGCCGCCAUCAUCGAGAAGCGCUAGAGCUUGUGGGUUAAGCUCAUUACGGAUCCACCGUGAAAGCUUUCCAUUAAGGGCAUCGACGACCGCCGGGGAGCAGGUUUAUGUCUCGUUAAUAGUUGCCACAUUAAUUUCUCAUUAGUGAAACACAUCCGCCGGAUAUUAAAAUUUGUUAAACGUCCCACCCGACCCCCUUUCAUAAUA
Messenger RNA from Culex quinquefasciatus (southern house mosquito), 2685 nucleotides. RefSeq names its product fibrillin-1. NCBI's taxonomy places the organism in Eukaryota, Metazoa, Arthropoda, Insecta, Diptera, Culicidae. The transcript has 4 exons. The coding region runs from base 40 to 2370 and encodes 776 amino acids. The record is from RefSeq and is a predicted model, not a curated record.